UGGAUGAAUACAAGAACGCCCAAUCCCCAUUCCGACACCCACACUCUCCUCCUCUCUCUAACAGUGACAGUUCACGCUUCGCACAUACUGUCUCUUCUCUCUUUCUCUCUCUCUCAACAUGAAAAAACCAGAGUGAGAGAUUCAGACAAGAAGAAAAGCAAACAACAUGAAAUCUACUCCUUAACUUCCUCAAACAUCAUAAUACUCAAAGAUUGCUUCAGAAAGUUCUCAGAAUUUGUUUUGUGCGCUUUUUCAUUCCCCACAUUUUUCUUGAAAAUGAGGCGAUUCAGUAUGCAUCCCUUCCUCCUCUUCACCGCCGCCAUUCUCCUCCUCCUCCUCCCCUCAGCCACGCCGGACAUCGCCUCCGACCGCGCCGCUCUCCUGGGCCUCCGCUCGGCCGUGGGCGGCCGCGUACUCCUCUGGGACCUCUCUAGCCGGACUCCCUGCUCAUGGCCCGGCAUCAUCUGCACCGCUGAUAACUCAUCGGUCGUGGAGCUCCAUCUCCCCGGGAUGGGACUGUCCGGGCAGCUGCCGCCCAACACCAUCUCGAAUAUGACCAAUCUCCAGACGCUCAGCCUCCGCUACAACGCGCUCUCUGGCCCGCUUCCGGCAGACAUGUUUUCUUCUCUUACUUCUCUCCGCAAUCUUUAUUUACAACACAAUUUCUUUAGUGGCCAAAUUCCGGAUUCGUUGUUAUCUCUCACGUCCCUUGUGCGAGUAAAUUUGGCAGAAAACAACUUCUCCGGCCCGAUUUCGCCUGCCUUCAAUAAUUUGACCCGUUUAGGCACGCUUUAUUUGCAGGGUAAUCAUUUCUCGGGUCCCAUCCCUGACCUGAAUUUGCCCGCUCUUGUUCAGUUCGAUGUAUCAAACAAUAACCUUACUGGACAGAUUCCCAACGGGCUUUCUGGAAAGCCCAAGAGUUCAUUUGCUGGGAAUUCACUCUGUGGUUCUCCACUUAGUUCUUGUGGCAACGAAAAACCCAAGAAGAAACUCUCCGGUGGGGCGAUUGCCGGAAUUAUAAUUGGUUCUGUGCUCGGGUUUCUCCUGAUCUUAUUGCUUCUGUUCUGUUUGUGUAGAGUAUUAGCGGGAAAGAGAUCGAGAUCGAAAGAUGAGGGUGUGGUUAAGGAGAGAGAACUUGAGAUUCCACGAGAAAAGACGGUGGAAUCCGGUGGAGAAAAGGAUGUCACAAGCAGCAGCUUCGCUGCUGCAAUGGGGACGAAGGAGAAAGAGAAGGGAGAGGGAAGUUUGUUGGGCGGUGGGAAAAAGGGGCUCGUGUUAUUGGGAAAGCCAGGGUGGAAUUUUGAUCUGGAGGAUCUGCUGAGGGCGUCGGCUGAGGUUUUGGGGAAGGGAACGUUUGGGACAGCCUACAAGGCAGUGCUGGAAAGCGGGUUGGCUGUGGCAGUAAAGAGGCUGAGGGAUGUUAACAUGGGGGAAAAGGAGUUCAGGGAAAAGAUGGAAGAAAUCGGGAGAAUGGAUCAUGAGAAUUUGGUGCCUUUGAGGGCUUAUCACUAUAAUAGAGAGGAGAAGCUGCUUGUUUAUGAUUACUUGCCAAUGGGGAGCUUGUCUGCUCUUUUACAUGGAAACAAGGGAGCUGGGAGGACGCCGUUAAACUGGGAGACGAGGGCUGCAAUCGCUCUUGGUGCUGCCAAAGGAAUUUCAUACCUUCAUUUACAAGGCUCUACUAUUUCCCAUGGCAACAUCAAGUCAUCGAACAUUCUCCUCACUAAGUCAUACGAGGCCCGUGUUUCCGACUUCGGUCUUGCUCAGCUUGCCGGCCCUGCCUCCACUCCCAACCGCGUAGCAGGCUAUCGGGCACCGGAAGUAACAGAUCCUCGAAAAGUCUCUCAGAAAGCGGAUGUGUACAGUUUCGGAGUAUUGCUGUUGGAAUUGCUAACCGGUAAGGCUCCAACGCAUUCAUUGAUGAACGAAGAAGGGGUUGAUCUCCCAAGAUGGGUCCAAUCCGUGGUUCGAGAGGAGUGGACGGCUGAAGUUUUCGAUCUCGAACUCCUUCGUUACCAGAAUGUCGAGGAGGAUAUGGUUCAGCUCUUGCAGCUUGCAGUCGACUGCACUGCCCAAUACCCUGACAAGCGCCCUUCUAUGGUCGAGGUGGUUGGCAAAAUCGAAGAGCUUUGUCGUUCGAGUUCGCAAGAUUUGAGCGGCGAUAUUGUCGAUGUCGACGACGAGCCGCAUUCAGUCUCACCACAAACCUAGGAGUAUCCUUCCAAUUAGGUACUUUGAGUGGGUGGUUUUUACUUGUUUGUUCAUUCUUGAAGUUCUUUGAUUGCGAAUCAACUGCCAAUUUUUUUUUUUUUUUUCUUUUCCUUUUCUUCAUGUAAUCUUUUUUUCCCUCUUACAUUCUCUUAGAAAAGAAUUCAAAUGUCAUUCUUCUUGAUUGUCUGAACUGUAAAAUAACGUCAAUUUAUUCUUGUUGAGCUGGUGAUCUUUUGUUAUA
Messenger RNA from Sesamum indicum (sesame), 2452 nucleotides. RefSeq names its product putative inactive receptor kinase At1g48480. Gene Ontology annotation, biological process: protein phosphorylation. The record is from RefSeq and is a predicted model, not a curated record. Gene Ontology annotation, molecular function: protein binding; ATP binding; protein kinase activity. Lineage: Eukaryota; Viridiplantae; Streptophyta; Magnoliopsida; Lamiales; Pedaliaceae.